Brettanomyces bruxellensis is the source of this 636-nucleotide messenger RNA. RefSeq lists its product as uncharacterized. Gene Ontology annotation, biological process: intracellular protein transport; endoplasmic reticulum to Golgi vesicle-mediated transport. The coding region runs from base 1 to 636 and encodes 211 amino acids. Gene Ontology annotation, cellular component: endoplasmic reticulum; endoplasmic reticulum membrane. The transcript has a single exon. The record is from RefSeq and is a predicted model, not a curated record. Lineage: Eukaryota; Fungi; Ascomycota; Pichiomycetes; Pichiales; Pichiaceae.
AUGUCGCUUUUGAUGUCCAUAGUGUUUGCAGUACUUGUGUUUGAAAUGACACUUCUUGCAAUAAUGCUUCUUCCACUUCCUCAGGGUAUGCAACGAUCGCUUGUUACCACUAUCGAUUCCCUUUUACGAAAUUCACAAAUCAGGGUGGGCUUAAGUUUUAUCGCCCUAAUCGUAUCAUUGAUGUUCUUUGAUGCUGUGAAGACUUCUUUCCCACAUAAGGAUAGCUCAUUUGCUGCCUUUAGCGCCCAAAAUUAUCCAGUUACAAAGACCAUUGGCCAGUCAAUAUGGGAUGUCAGAUCGAAAAAGUUUUACGCUCACAGAAAUAUGUACAUUACAGGUGCAGUUCUUUAUUUAAUGGUUGCCAUCUAUUUCAAUGAUCUUCUUUUAUCAUCCAUCGUGAGAAACAAAGAGAAACUCAUCAAAGCAACAGAUCCAAAGGCAAAGCAAACUGAGAAAACCAGCUCAAUUGAGUAUGAGAAACUUCAGCAUGAACUUAAGCUCAAGGAAGAUGAUGUUGCAACAUUCAAGAGACAAUUAAAUGGCAUGCAUGCUGAAUACCAGAAGAAAGCGGAUGAUAGUACAAAGGUGGCCGAAAAAACCGAGAAAACUACAGAUGAGAACAAGAAGCAGAAAUAA